GGAGAUUAAACGUGUGGGUUGGGAACUGGAGCGAGUGUGUUGUCUCGCUUGGGGCCCCCGAUGCCAGAGUGCUAGCUUUCAUCGCACUGGGUGAAAGAUUUCUCCUGGACGUUUCACUCUCUGUGGCUACAGGGCUCCAUGUUCAGUGCAGUCGUGCUGGUGUUUGGCUGCCUGCUGCAGAGGACACUAGUGACCACAGAGGGGCAUCGUGGGACCAACCGGCAUGUCUUCUAUGCAGUGCAAAUGGACGGAGGCGUCAGAGCUGCAAGAGCUCUGGCCGAGCAGCACGGACUGGAGGUCAUACAACGGGUUGGCAGCCUGGAGGGUCUGUACACCCUGAGAGACAGCAGGGGGCGCCCUGACAGAGCCACCUUUGAGAACAGACUCGCGUUGGCAGCAGGGGUUCACCGAGUGCAGAAGCAGCGCAGUCAUCACAGAGACAAACGGGUUCCUGUGACAGGACUGGACCUCAGUACCACUCACAGUUCCCAGAGGAGAGAGUCUUCAACUGACAGGCCGCCGGAGGAGAGGAAGAGUGACCAGUACCUCAUCUUCAAUGACCCGCUCUGGCCCAUGCAGUGGGAACUGUUUGCACAGGGCAAGUACAACUCCAGUGGGUUGGACCUGAAUGUGAUGCCAGUUUGGAGCAACAACAUCACCGGUAACGGAGUGGUGGUCAGCAUCAUUGAUGACGGAGUAGAUCAUGCAAACGAAGACCUGAAGAAAAACUUUGAGGCCCUCGCCAGCUUUGACCUGCGUGCUUCACACGGUCUGUCUCAUGAUCCCAUGCCUGUCAGAGAUGAGGAGAACAGUCACGGCACCCGAUGUGCAGGGGAAGUUGCCAUGGAGGCCAACAACUCCUACUGUGGUGUGGGCAUCGCCUUCAAUGCCAGGAUCGGAGGUAUCCGCCUGUUAGACGGCUCCGUCACCGACGCCAUGGAGGCCACAGCUCUGACCUUCAACAUCCACUUCAUCGACAUCUACGUCUGCAGUUGGGGCCCGCGGGACGACGGGGCCGAGAUGGACGGGCCGAAGAGCCUGACAAAGCAAGCCCUUCGGCUAGGAGCUCACAAGGGCCGAGGUGGAAAGGGCAGCGUCUACGUGUGGGCGGCAGGUAACGGCGGAAUGCAGCGCGACCACUGCGGCGCGGACGGUUACGUUAACUCCAUCUACAACAUUGCCAUCGGUGCUGUCUCUCAGACGGGGAAGCCCGCCUCCUUUGGCGAGCCCUGCCCCGGCGUGAUGGCCGUCACUCUGACAGGGGCCGGCGUGGGAGGCUCGCUACCGCUGGUUACUGUGACGGUGACCAGCGUCGCUGAUGGCUGUGUCACACACUUUCCAGGAACAUCCAGCGCUGCUCCGAUUGCUGCAGGAAUCCUGGCUCUUGUCUUGGAAGUAAAUCCUAACGUGACGUGGAGGGAUGUUCAGCAUCUGAUCGCCGAGACAGCAAAGAUCCCCGACCCCGACGAGCCCGGGUGGAACAUCAACGCGGCGGGAUACCACGUUCACCACAGGUAUGGCUUUGGAUUGCUGGAUGCAGGGCUGAUGGUGCAGCAGGCUGCACACUUCAGAGGUGUUGCUCCGCAGAGGAAGUGCAUACAAGAUGUCACGCUCCGCUCUCCCAGAAUUCUUUCUCCUGGAGGCGUGGUCAGUGUGAGCAUCCAAUCAGAGGCCUGCCAUGGGAGGACGAACGAGAUCAACACUCUGGAGCACGUUCAGGUGAGAGUGAGCAUCAGCGCUGUGUGCCGCGGUGACCUCUCCAUAAGCCUGGGAUCUCCAGCCGGCACCGUAUCCCUGCUGCUGGACAGACGGCCCAAUGACGCCUCCACUGCAGGCCUGCGAAACUGGACCCUGAUGACAGUGCACUGCUGGGGCGAGCAGCCUCGAGGCCCCUGGACCCUCCAGGUGACUGACCACAAAGGAACAGUGAGGAGCUGUACGAGGCCGAAUGACGAGGAGGCAUCCGGAGCCUUGCUCACUGUUACACUCAUUCUCUACGGCACCUACCACCCACACAGGACCACGCACAAGGGACCCCUGCAGAGCAUUGUGUCCAUGGGGUCACGUCACCCCAUCCCUCAGAGGGGGGUGCACCAGAGGGACCGUUACCCCCCUCCGGACCUGAUUCAAUGGGUCUUCCAAAUGGAGAGAGACAGGAAGGUACGGGCUGAUGAUAUCACCGUCCCAGCCAGACACCAGAUGAUGAAGAUUCCCAGAAACUUGGUGUUGGACAACCACCUCAACAAGCCCCUGACGUCCAGUGUGGCUUUCCAGUUACAUCAGACAGAUGUUGUGCCGAAGUCCUCCAUGGCGUCAAGACGCUCUGCGAAGGAGCUUCAGGAGACCAUCAGGGAUAAAGUGGACAGAGAGAGCGGGCCCUUACCAGGCGAAGGAGGUGCAACAGUCAGACUCUCUGGAUCCAGGAGGAGGAGAAACUGUGAGCAGAACGGCAGGGGAAGGGACGGGGCAGCGGGCGGCGAACUGAAGAAACAAAUACGAAGCAUGGUUAAAUAAAGACUGUUAUUUUCCUCAGUGCAGCAAGUCAGCUGAUCGUGAGUCAAAUCCAUGAGAGUGUGGCCUCAGUGCUGGCGCGGGUUAUUUAUUGUGGAUUCCUGGUUUGGCUUUAAAACUCUAUCACUGUUGCAGCCACAGGAACACACACAAACAUAUAAAUCCUUCCUCCAAAAACAAAUAGUUUCGGGAGCAGGUCCCUGCACUCAUCUCCCCUCCUCAUUUGCUUUCGGAAGUUGCAAAGGUUAGUGAAAGAUAUGUUUGUCUUUUUCCACUUCAUUGAAGGGUGAACUCAGCUCAGUGCAAUAAGAAAUGGAUUACCCAUUCAUUACAGGGGCUGUGUCACUCCUCAUUGAGUUGGACAAAUAGCAAAUUAAUUUCUAGCCGCCUAAUUUCUCUCUGUUCUCCACUGAAUUUCCGAUAACGUCGAAUUACUGAUCACAGCCAUGUGAGCUCCCUCAACUUUUUAUCAAUUCAUUAAAAAUGUGCCACAGUGGAGAUGCUGCGGAGGAAAUGCUCUCUCUUAUUUCUACAUGCUUCCUUUGCCACCACAACACUGUAUACAAACAG
Molecule: messenger RNA, 3081 nt
Organism: Chelmon rostratus (copperband butterflyfish)
Lineage: Eukaryota; Metazoa; Chordata; Actinopteri; Chaetodontiformes; Chaetodontidae
Product: neuroendocrine convertase 1-like
Biological process (GO): peptide hormone processing
Cellular component (GO): trans-Golgi network; Golgi membrane
Molecular function (GO): serine-type endopeptidase activity
Source: RefSeq, a predicted model, not a curated record